Musa acuminata AAA Group (dessert banana) is the source of this 650-nucleotide messenger RNA. Its product is annotated as LOB domain-containing protein 38-like. The coding region runs from base 93 to 650 and encodes 185 amino acids. Gene Ontology annotation, biological process: regulation of gene expression. The record is from RefSeq and is a predicted model, not a curated record. The transcript is spliced from 2 exons. NCBI's taxonomy places the organism in Eukaryota, Viridiplantae, Streptophyta, Magnoliopsida, Zingiberales, Musaceae.
AGCAGAGCAUGUCAGCCUUAGAUACAAAUGGCCGGCCGUAUUCUCCCUCACGGAGUUGAGCGACGGGUCGUGAGGAGGAGGAGGAGGAGGAGAUGAGCUGCAACGGGUGCAGGGUGCUGCGCAAGGGGUGCAGCCGCGCGUGCGUGCUGCGGCCGUGCCUCCGAUGGAUCGACACGGCGGAGGCGCAGGGCCACGCCACCGCCUUCGUCGCCAGGUUCUUCGGCCGCGCCGCCUUCAUGUCCCUCCUCUCCGCUGUCCCCGACUCCCAACGCCCCGCCCUGUUCCAGUCGCUGCUCUUCGAGGCGUGUGGCCGGACCAUCAACCCCGUGGGCGGCGCCGUCGGGCUGCUCUGUACCGGCAACUGGCAUCUCUGCCAGGCCGCCGUCAACGCCGUCCUCAACGGCGACGCCCUCGCCCCCCUUCCCAGCCAUCCCACCACCGGCAGCUUCCCGCCGACCCCAGUGUCCGACGCCAAGCGGCGCAGCGCGGCGUCCCCGUCUUCCUCCUCCGCUUUCUUCCCCCGAGACAUGGACCUGUGGUUGUUUCCGAGGCCGGCCGCUGGCGCCAGCGAAGAGACGCCAUAUAUGAACUCGGAGGGGUCGGUGGCGACGGCCAGCGGCGCACCGACGCUGCUCAACCUCUUCGGUUGA